CAGCAGCAUUCCAGCCCGGUGACUCAUAGCAAAGCCUCCACUCUGCAGAAUUUAAUAGCAAAAACAAUCGCAGCUUGGGAAGGGCUCUGGAAUUAUUUGCAUCAGCUUAAGAAGAUUUAACAACUUUGAGUCCUGUCCAGAAUUUAAAGGUUCCAAAAUGAAGAUUUUGAUAAUGAUUGAUUUUGUCCUUGUGGCUAGCUUGAUGGAUGUCAUUGGCAGCUCUGAUUUACAGAAAUGUUUUCAAGAGCAGAUACGACUUCAGGGCCAGGUGAGGCUUCUGGAACAUCGUGUGAAACAGCAACAGUUAAAAAUUAUACAGCUCUUAGAGAAGAAAGCGAUUCAGUACAGUGACAGAGAAGAUGAAAACAGUGUCAUUGACUUGGGAGGAAAAAGACAGUAUUCAGAUUGUGCAGAAAUCUACAAUGAAGGCCAUAAGCAAAAUGGAUUUUAUAAAAUAAAACCAAUCCAGAGUCCUAGAGAAUUCUUUGCGUUCUGUGACAUGUCUGAAGGAGGUGGCUGGACUGUGUUUCAGAGACGUUCUGAUGGCAGCCAGAAUUUUGAUAGACUCUGGGCUGACUAUGAAGAAGGCUUUGGAAAUUUUGUUUUGAAAAAUGGUGAAUUUUGGCUUGGAAACAAAAAUCUUCAUUAUUUGACUAAUCAAGGGAAUUAUACUCUAAGAAUUGAUCUAACUGAUUUUGAAGGAGAACGGCGUUUUGCACAGUAUGCAAGCUUCAGAGUUGCAGGAGAAGAGCAUUCUUAUGAGAUGAGUUGUGGUGAAUACUCUGGUACAGCUGGUGAUUCCCUUACUGGUGGAUUUCAUCCUGAAGUAAAAUGGUGGGCUGAUCAUCGAGGAAUGAAAUUCAGUACUAGAGACAGGGAUAAUGACAACUAUGAAGGGAAUUGUGCUGAAGAGGAAAAGGCUGGCUGGUGGUUUAACAGGUGUCACUCUGCCAACCUGAAUGGUUUGUACUACAGAGGUCCCUACACUGCCAAGACAGACAACGGGAUUGUUUGGUACACCUGGCAUGGGUGGUGGUAUUCUCUGAAAUCUGUUGUCAUGAAGGUCAGACCUGCAGACUUUGAAUGUAAUAUUGUUUAAGUAUUCUAUUAAGAUGAUUCACCCGAUUAAUCUUUUAGGAAAUUCACUCCAAAUUAAAAUGGGCCGAUUUUUACUUCUCAAUCUAUGCAUAUAUAAAUUUGGAAUAAUUCCUCUGCAACUAGUAGUUUUAUGAGAUGUAAGUGAAAAGACAAGCUAGCCUACGAACCAAAUCCCUCAGAUGUAAAGGUUGCAUGUGUUGUGUACAUAGUAUACAUAAAAGGUUUAAAGAAUGAGGCAGGGAACUGAAGAAAGAGAAGGGGUGCUGCCAGGGCACAAUCAAUUGAAUCCAGCAUAGAGAAGAGUCUGUUGUUUGCUGAGGCAUUUCUAGGGCUGGUCACAACAUUUCAAUCAUUUUCAAAUGAUUCAAAACAUUUUUAAGUGGUCGGUAAUUAUGCUUUUCUCCUUCUUGGUAACCAUAAUGCUUUUUCUUUUUUUUUUUUUUUUUUUUUUUUUUGGUUGUUUUUUUGGGUUUUUUUGUUUGUUUGUUUUGGUUUUUUGUUAGGUGUACAGCUCUCUAAUUUUGAAUGUCCUGUCCAGUCACUUCCUCUCCUUUCCCUAUAUAAUACUUGUCUAAGCUCUCUGGGCUUUUCUCCAUCUCAAGUUGCAUAUCCAUAUUUUUCUUGUACAAGAAUAAUGGUAAGAGAGACUUUGCUUACCCUUGGCUUUUGUGCCUAGCAGUACAAUAGACUCUAAUAGCCAGUAAUAACAAGAGUUGCUGAUUAGUGCUUGCUGCCAUGGAGAAGAUAGGAAUACUCUCUAGAAAGCUAUCCAAUGAAAUGUAGUCCAUUUCUGCUGGGCAGAUGCAAACGAAGACUUUAAAGAAAAUAUGGACCUAAGCUUGCUUUCCUAAAAUAAUUUUGCUUUUGUGUUUGAACUGCCGCUCUCUCUCCUUCUGUCCAAAUACAGUUUUGAACAUGGCAGCCACUUUCAGUCAUGCUUAAAAUAAUUGAAACUAAGUUUUGGUAAAGUUUAGUUUAUAACUACAUUGCUAUGAAUACAGGACAGCUGAAUUGUAACUCUCUGCAUGGCAAUUUUUCCUUCCAUUUUCAUCCUCCUGAAGCACAAGUUUGCAAAGAAUCCUUGAGAGAACUGCAUGGAAUAAGGGAGGGAGGAUGUUUGUAACAACUGGGGGGAAGAAAGAGAGUUCUUAUGGAACAAUCUUACUCAAUAAAAUAAAUCAUGCUACACCUAAACAAAAACAAACAAACAAACAAAAAUGUGAAGAAAAAACAGGGCUCAGGCUAAAAUCAGCUAAAAUCAUGUUAUAAUGUAAAAAUUGUGCCAAUGAGAAUCUGCAGUAUAGAGGUUUUAAGGUCUCUUUUUUUUGUGGUAAUAGCAGAUAUUCUAGAUAAUCAAAUCUUUUUCUUGAUGUAUCAACUGAUACUGUGCUAGAGAUUUCUAGUCUUUAGCAUAUAUCUGUACCCAUGCAUGAGAGGACCAAUGAACAGUUAUUCAACUGAUUAUUCUGAACUUUGUUUAAUUAGUUUCACCAAAUUAUAUUCAGAAUCUGGGAGGAAGGCACAUCAUGUGUGUGUGUAAGGGGAGUAAGGGGGAGAGAGGGAAGUAAAGAGAGAGAGAGAGAUAGUAAGAGAAAGUCAACAUUAAAACAAAAAAUAUGAUAAAGUAUUUUAAUUCAAUUAUAUUACAUAUAACUUAAAUUGGGUUCCUAUGUAACUAUGCAAAUGUCUGUAGGUAUGGGUUAUUAAUAAUGUGAUAGAAGUUUUGGAGCAGUUGAAAAAAUGUUUUAAGUACAGUAUUUCCCAUAAUGAUUUUCAAAUUAUUUUUUCACCACAAGAGCAGAAAGCUUUAAUUAUUUGGAAAAAAAA
Motacilla alba alba is the source of this 2925-nucleotide messenger RNA. RefSeq names its product fibrinogen like 1 (gene FGL1). The coding region runs from base 158 to 1099 and encodes 313 amino acids. Lineage: Eukaryota; Metazoa; Chordata; Aves; Passeriformes; Motacillidae. Gene Ontology annotation, biological process: negative regulation of T cell activation; regulation of immune response. The record is from RefSeq and is a predicted model, not a curated record. The transcript is spliced from 8 exons.